UGGCGCCCAUCGGAUGUGUGUUACCCUUCUAUGUCAUAUGUUACGUAUGGCUGCCAUGAUGCUAUAGAGUGCCCGCCACUGCCUCAACACGGCGAGCCAACCAAAUGGCACGCCUACAACGGCCACUGUUACGGAUCUCACACGCAACACUUGCCCUACCCUGAGAGUGAGAGAAUAUGUAAGACGUAUCCAGGUGGUCAUCUGUUCUCACUUUAUUGGGAGGAGGAGUUUAUGGAACUGAGGCAGAAUGAUGUGUUGUAUGGUGUCGGUUAUGGUGACAGACUCGGGAUACGGUUCAACCCUUCGAACAGGGAAUACACAUACGCCGACGGCCACUUGAUUCUCUUCCAUGACUGGAUAUUCACCGGCCUGACUGGCUACUUGCUGAGCCCAGGGUACGGCAAAGGGACUUGUUUCUACAGACCGCGAGAGGUGACCAAGGGUGUGCAGAUGGAAAUGUGCGCCGACCCAAAUGUUUUCAUUUGUAAAGUUCCCAAUCAAGCAUGCAUCAACCCAGUAGGCCUGCAAGAUCCAAACCUUGUCCCAAACACCGCCAUUACAGCCUCGACCUACGUGGACGACGCGCAUGCGCCUCAGUUUGCUCGCCUGAAUGGCCAAUCAGCGUGGUGCGCACGCAGCGCGGGAAAAUCGGUGGACUCGGUUGAUUUCCUGCAAAUCGACCUUGGACAUCUUUCACGUCUCUUUGGCGUGAUGACACAGGGUUUGGGCAGUUACUGGGUGACCAAAUACCAGGUCCACGCCUCCAUUGAUAUGACAACUUGGCAACCGAUCAGAUACCAAUGGGGUGAUCGGGAUUUUCCCGGCAACAGGGACGGCUCGAUCAUCUUGACGAACUACUUCCGAUGGAUUACUUUGGGGCGUUACGUUAGAAUAGUUGUUAAAGGAUGGCAAGGCAUGCCAUCAUUGAGAGCGGAACUACUGGCCUGUAGAGUCGAUGGUGGUUGGUCACAAUGGAAUCAGUGGGGUCCCUGCUCUUCAUCUUGUGGCAGAGGAAGACAGCAGCGGUCAAGGUCAUGCAGUAAUCCACCAGCGCUGUAUGGAGGGACUAUUUGCAAAGGUGUGGCAGUUGAAGACAGGACAUGUUCACCACAACCUUGCCCAGUGAAUGGUAUGUGGAGUAGCUGGAGUCCGUGGGGACCGUGUUCAGCGUUUUGCGGUGAAGGGAACCGCACUCGGACAAGGCGAUGUGACGACCCUGGACCCGCUCACAGCGGCCAUGCAUGCCGCGGCCAGAGGAGUGAACAGGAGAAGUGCAUCAGGAGUAACUGUCUCGAAGGUGUGCCAUCUUGUCCUUUUCUUCUGUCAGCCGUUUUCCUCUUUUAUAUAACAGUGAACUUGUCGAGCAUUUCACAGGAUGCUUCAAGGAAAACCUGA
Molecule: messenger RNA, 1395 nt
Organism: Lineus longissimus
Lineage: Eukaryota; Metazoa; Nemertea; Pilidiophora; Heteronemertea; Lineidae
Product: coadhesin-like
Exons: 7
Coding region: 31-1395 (454 amino acids)
Source: RefSeq, a predicted model, not a curated record